Molecule: messenger RNA, 1943 nt
Organism: Chelonus insularis
Lineage: Eukaryota; Metazoa; Arthropoda; Insecta; Hymenoptera; Braconidae
Product: leucine-rich repeat neuronal protein 1-like
Exons: 4
Coding region: 406-1707 (433 amino acids)
Cellular component (GO): extracellular matrix
Molecular function (GO): protein binding
Source: RefSeq, a predicted model, not a curated record
AUUAGACUUGAGCUGAUUAAAUGAUUUUGACUUCAACUUAUUGACUAUCAGAAUUACAGUGGAGUGUUUAUUAAUUGAAAAAAAUAUAAGAUAUCGUGAAUUGAGAUUAAAUUUAAUAAAACAAUAAAUAUAUUUAUCGAGGUGCAAUGAGGGCAGGGAUUAAUAUAGAAUGUAAAUGUAGUAAGAAUUAUCGAGAGUUAUCUUUAAAAAAUGGUACAUUGCCUCGCAAUUCUGAACUUAUGACCUAAUCGUCGCCGCUGGCGGUUGUUGAAUUCUCGACAUUUUGAUGAAUCUUUUAUGCUUUUCAAUUCAGUCUUGAUUAAAUUAUUCAUCAAACUACAAUUUGGUGUGGCUCAAAAUUUUUUUUAUUUAUAGUAGACUUGAAUAACAUUUAUACAGUUUACAAUGUGGAAAAGUGUGUGUACAUUAAUACUUGCUAUUAUUUUUGACGUACAAUCGACUAUGGUGGAUUUAUCAUAUCGUAAUCUACAAAAAGAACAAUUUUUUGUGACAAUUCAACCACAAAUUAAUUUACAUAAUGUCACCGAUUUAAAUUUAAAAGGAAAUUGUUUUGAUAGUUUUCUCGAUUGUUCUACUAAUUUGAAUAACUUGAAAACCUUGGAUCUUGCUGAAAAUCGAUUGCAACGAUUUUUUUUUCUUUGCAAUGAUGAAUAUAACUUGGAAUAUCUAAAUGUGAGCCACAACGAAUUGGAGUAUAUUGAUGAUAAUGCUUUAAAUAAUCGAGUACCUAAAUUAAAAAUUCUGGACCUUUCGUGGAAUAAAAUUACUGUUAUCAAUGAAACUAUGCUCGAACAUAUGAAGAUUUUAGAAUUUUUAUCUGUUGCUCACAACCCCGUUAUCGAUAUCCACGAAAGAGCAUUUUUACAUCAAAAGAAUUUGCUUCAUUUAGAUAUGAGUAAUAUUUCAACAAGUUUCUUUCCAUCAUCUUUAUUUAAACCAAUGACUAAUUUAAAAUUCUUAAACAUUUCGUUCAAUCCAAUUGAAACGAUUCCAUUUUUGCCGAUAAAUUUGAUGGAACUAGAUAUUUCUGGAACUCAUGUGUUAUAUCUCGACAGCUUCAUACUUCCACGUCUAACAAAAUUGCAUAUAAAUUAUAUGCCAUUUAUUACCGAAGUGCUAUUGAAUGAUUUUGAAAAUUUAACUUUGAUGGAACAUCUAUCAAUAGAAAAUUGUCAAAAAUUAUCAGACUUAAGAGUUUGGCCACCUAAUACUAGAAUUUUACCACGAUUACGGUUUUUAUCAGUCAAGGGUUGUUCGUUAGAGACACUGACUGAUGAUCUGCGACCGAUAAUGCAAAGAACUUCAGUUGUGAAUUUGCAGAACAAUCCCUGGCAUUGUGAUUGUCGGAUGCAAUGGGUAAACAGGCUGAAUUUAUCAAGUGAAUUGAGUGCAGAAAUUAGAUGUAAAUCACCUGAAGAACAUGAAGGAAAAUUAUUAAUUAAAAUUCCAACUCAUGAUUUGAAGUGUGUGGAAUUUUUAAGUGCUGCAUAUCCAGCUUUAUGGGCAUCAAUUUCAAUUUUAAUACUUGCUCUUAUACUUACGGGUAUUUAUCUUUUCUGGAAAGGUCCUUUAAAGCAUUGGACAUUACCUAAACGAGGUAGUGAUUCAGUUUCUUAUAAAAAUGUAAAAGAAUCUUCAAAUGACUUGAUAAGAAUACUAGUAACUGAUGAUCGAGCUGAUGAAUAGAAUAAAUAAAUUUUUUUAUACCAUACGUUUUGUAUAUUUUGAUAGAAGAGAUGAGAAAUAUACUCUCUAUGAUUUUCUACUUUUUCUUGAUGCAGAAGAUAAUCGAUUGAAUGAGAGAACAAUACUUGUAUAAUAUAAAAGAAAUCAAAUUACCUACUUACAACAUAUUAUUCAACUAUUAUAUAUACAUCUGAAUUGAUGUUUUACGUUGAUGUUACACAAAGGCAAUGAGAAAA